UAGCAUUUCGACUGCCGGGGUUUCCUUACGAGACUGUUUAUUUUAUCCCUAGUUAAUUGUGUUAUUGUAUGAAUUUUGUGCGAUCCUUAACCAAGAUGUCCAAGUACACCGGUAAGAACCUGGCAACACUUUCUGAAGUAGAAAUUAAACAAUGGAUCGAUUCUUUCGACACGGUCCUGACGGAUUGCGAUGGGGUGAUCUGGGUGGACAAUAAUCCGUUGCCGGGAGCGCCGGAAGUCGUCAAUAAGUUCAUCGAGAACGGCAAGAAGCUAUUUUUCGUCACUAACAACUCCACUAAAACCCGACCCGAGUUCGUGGAGAAAGCGGUUCGAUUGGGGUUCAACGUGACUAUUGAUAACAUAAUCUCAACCGCUUACCUUGCAGCACAGUACCUGAAGAAUGUAGGAUUCUCAAAAACUGUCUACACUAUCGGUUCAACGGGUAUCACGAAAGAACUGGAUGCCGUGGGUAUACGGCAUAUUGGCGUUGGGCCGGAUACGCUACGGGACACCUUGGCGGACACCGUUGCCGACUUCAUUCCUGAUCCGGACGUUGGAGCAGUUAUCGUUGGUUUUGACGAGCAUUUCAGUUUUGUGAAAAUGAUGAAAGCUGCCUCGUACCUCAACCUUCCCGGCGUUAUCUUUCUUGCAACGAACACGGACGAAAGAUUCCCUAUGCCGGAUCGUGUUAUCCCGGGAACGGGAGCAAUCGUUAACGCCGUCCUAACGUCUGCCGAAAGGAAACCGAUCGUGAUGGGCAAACCUAACCCUCACAUUUGUGAAAUCAUUCGCAAGCAGUACAACGUCGACCCGGCACGCACGUUGAUGAUAGGUGACCGGUGCAAUACGGAUAUUCUGUUGGGCAAAAACUGUGACUUCCAAACCCUGCUAGUUGAAACGGGUAUCCAUAAAGCAACCGAUAUUGAACAGUAUGCAGCAUCAGACGAUCCGGAAACUAAAAAACUUGUUCCGGACGUAUACUUAGCUAAGCUUGGGGAUUUGUUGCCGUUCAUGUAAAAACCAUUAUAAUGGAAAAAAUUUCACAUAAGUUCGAGUGAUUUUUAUAUACCCAGUGAAUCAAUUGUCAAACAAUUACUUCACAAUUUAAAUAAAAAAGACCAUA
Anopheles coustani is the source of this 1122-nucleotide messenger RNA. Its product is annotated as glycerol-3-phosphate phosphatase-like. Gene Ontology annotation, cellular component: cytoplasm. Bases 69 to 1016 code for a protein of 315 amino acids. Lineage: Eukaryota; Metazoa; Arthropoda; Insecta; Diptera; Culicidae. The transcript has 3 exons. The record is from RefSeq and is a predicted model, not a curated record. Gene Ontology annotation, molecular function: phosphatase activity.